AUGCGUUUUCUCUCACUUGCCUCACUGGGCCUGGUCUCGCUCGUCCAGCUGGUCGCUUCACAGGACCUCUCCACCCUCCCAGCCUGUGCCGUGACAUGUGCUCUCAACGCCAUCGGAGCAACAGGCUGCUCCGCGACGGACGCUCAUUGCGUCUGCUCAGCAACAUCGUUCCUGACGACAGUGCAGACAUGCAUCGGCACCGCCUGCAACGCCACUGAUGUAGCAGCAACCCUCGCCUUCGCACAGCAGUACUGCCUCUCCGGCGGCGUGACCAUCACACUGCCAACAGGGGGAGCCGUGCCCGCCACGACCGUCAGCCCAUCGUCCGCCCCUGGCUCCACCGUCUCCGCGUCUGCGGCUCCACCGACCGUGUCGGCCACCUCGACCAUCACCUCGCUCAGCCCUGCUUCGUCUGGCGGCUCGAGCGCUCCCCCGCCCGCCGCAACGUUCACCGGCGCCGCCAAUGUCCUGCAGCAGCAAUGGGGUGUUCUGGGUCUGCUGGGCUUGGGUGUCGCGGCUGUGAUUUGA
This is a messenger RNA of Exophiala bonariae, 528 nucleotides long. RefSeq lists its product as uncharacterized. NCBI's taxonomy places the organism in Eukaryota, Fungi, Ascomycota, Eurotiomycetes, Chaetothyriales, Herpotrichiellaceae. Bases 1 to 528 code for a protein of 175 amino acids. The record is from RefSeq and is a predicted model, not a curated record. The transcript is spliced from 3 exons.